AUGGGCAUAUCUAAAUUGGUGGGUGCCUUUUUUCCGGCUCCAAAACAGCUGGAAAUGCUGGAAAACAUGCUGGAAUUGGAACAGUACCAGGAAAUGCACGAUGUAUUGGGACAAAUCGAGUUUGAGUCGGAAGUGGUGGCCAGGAUCGAGGAAUUGGCGACCUCAAAGGUCCUGGGGGGCUUAGACGCAUUUUUGAGCAGUGAAAAUGACUCUUUGAAGGUCCAUCACUUUGGGCCGUUGCUAGCGAUUCUCGACAAGACCUUUGCAGAAUUUCAGAAAUGGGCGGCCCCAGCGCUUGUGGAUGCACCUACAGGGACGCUAGUUAUUUUGGCACUGCUAGAGGCCACUUUCACGGCGCGGAGUGGCCAGAAAUCUCUGCACGACCCACUUUUGUAUCGGACUCUAGUGGGCCUCUUAGCCAAUGAUGAGCGAAAAAUCUCAGAAGCAAGCUCUCAAGUGCUCAAAUGGCAAGCCACAGAACUGGGCCGUCUUUCACUGGAAGAUGCUGAUUUUGACGUUUUUGUUUGGACCGAAAUUCCGAAGUUGCUUGUUUUCGGUGACAGCUCGCCAGCCAAGUUCAAAAGUGGUCUGCUUUUCGUUUUGAGAGCACUGCUCUCAAAACUCACGUACAGCUCCGGCCAACUGACAGUAUUAAAAAGUGGUGCAUUCUGGAAGGCGUUGAAGGCUGGCCUUGCUCACGAAUCCCACGAAAUCCGCAAAUAUUCUCUGUCAAUAUUGCGACUUAUUCUAUCAUCUUUCCCCAAGGAGGAGUCCAUAAACAAUGAUCUCAUGCACUGGGAUUCCAGUGUAUCUGCCCAUGCGGUGGCUCAAGCUUCUUGGGCAAAAUUCAUCACUCUUUAUGAGAUUGUAGCGCUGGACACAGCUCUCAAUCAGCUUGAGGCUGCAAGUGGGGACAUUUUGGAUCUACUCGAGAACAAAUAUGUUGACUCUCAAUGGGGCCUUGUGCUUUUUUCAACCGGCCUGAAAGCUGCUAUGGAAAGUGUAAGACGGCAUACCGUCAAGCUCAUGUUCAAAGUGAAGGAUAAGUCUGUUUUUCACUCGAGCACACACGAGUUAGCCGCGUACUACCUACCAGUGUGCAUGUUCGCCCCUUACUUUAUUAUUGAGCAUGAAAAAUGUCUUUACGGCGAGGCUUUCAGCACCUUUGUGCAAGAACUUGUUGUUCAUACGAAGGAUAGUCAGUAUUCUCACAAGGUUCCAGCCAUGGUGUCGUCUAUUCUGAAAUGCUUAUAUGACAAUAGGAUGGCAUUUGAUCCUCCAAGAAUAUAUAUUUGCCUCGGGCUAUACCGGGCAUUGAAAGCUACAAGACUACAAGUUUUGAACGAAGACAACAUAGCCACAAUUUCGAAGCUUUUCGAGGUGCCCUCAGAGGAAGGCGUUUUUGAAUGCACAAUUCAGACCCUUUACCUAAAAAUGCUCAUGUACAUUGAAGUUGACAUUUCGCCCACAACCUGGAUAAAUUCGCUAGCGAGACACGUCCGUGCGAAUAAAGGAAGCUAUCAGUACAUCUCUCCUGUAUUAGACGACUUAGUGGAUGUCUCCUUGAAAUGUUUGAAUAAGGUCCAGGUCAGAGAAACUUGCUCCCAGCUCGCCACAGAUGACCAAACUUUGCAAGUGCUUGUAUACACAAUUUUUGAUACGAAACCUGAAGUUGUCGAUAUCGCGUUUUUGAAAGAGCUUGGGAGGCUGAAUAUCGGUCUGGACCAGUUCAAAACUGAGUAUGCCAACGAGUUUUACAAUUUGGUCAAUGCGAAAGCGGAUGAAGCCGACUAUCAAGAUUCGCAGCAUCUUGCAGAGCUACAAGUAUUCAGUACAAGCACCUGGAACAUUUUAAAUCUCGAUGCACUCUACUCUGAUAUCCUGGAAAGGUUCAAUGCCGACAAGUUUGGAUUUUUCACCGCAUGUUACACACAAACCGUAAAACACAGCAUGAAUCUGGUUCCCCUCAAUGUUAAAAGCUUGUUAGAUCUUUACAACAUUUUGAAGGUGCACACUAAAGAAACGAUGCUAGGAACCUUCAAAUACAAGGAUCACAUCUAUGGGGACUUCUUCUCGCUACUACUUCUAUUUUUGAAAACAACUGCCCUACAGAUUAGUUCCGAUUCGACUGAAGAUGAACUGGACAAAGUAGUUGCGCUCAUGACUGAAAAUGUUCAACAUGACAAUGGGAAUUACGAGGGAAAUCUUCGAAUUGUUGAGGUCUGCGAAUACAUUCUAGAUAGCUACAUUUUAGCCAGACUGCAAGAUUUUGAUGGAAGAGGCAAAAAUGAUCUUUCUAUUAUCCGGCAAAUCGUUGAUAUUCUCAGCACGAUAUGGGACUUUGUUGCCAAAGAUAGACUGGUGUUAAACCAAAGAACGCUUCACCUGAAGUUCAUUGACACACUUUUCCAUCCCACCAUUCUUUUCUUCGCGACGGGCCGUAAUACUGGCACAGAACUCGGUGCAACUCUAUUCAAGUACGGCGGCGAAAUAAUCGCUCAGUCAGUUUCAAGACGUACUUUUCUCCCAACUUUCAGCCGAAAAAUCAAUCAGUUCAUGGAGACUUUCGGAAAGCAACUACAUGGGAACGAACAUGAUUACUUAUGGUUGAUUGACCUCAUUUUCCAAGCAUUCGUCCAGGGCCAAACCACCGUCAACGCGUUUAGAUUGAAGCCGAUUAUUUCAGAUAUAUUCGAUGAGCAAGUCGACAGUUUACGCGGCAGAUUUGGACGACUUUACGAAAAGGUUUAUCAAAUUCCAGAAAUUUCGUACCGGGUCUAUCUCAUAAGUUCGGUGCUCAAUUCAAGUGACGAAUUUCUUCAGGAUCUUUUUGUCAGAAUGAUGGAAAAUGAUAACAACCUUUUAAGGCCAGCCAAGAGCACAAACGGGGCAGAAGAGCUUGAAAGAUUACUCAAGUGGCAGCUCUUAAUGUUGAGCAUUAAAAAUAUCGAUUCACAGGUUUUAAGACGUUGCGUUUCCAACGAAAUUUUGCGGAGCGUCUCAACUGAGACCUCACCGCUUGUGCGCGUUUAUUCAGAGUGGAUAGUCGCAUUCGAUAUCUCCCAGACAUGCUCCGGUGUCAACGCUAGUGAGACUGAAACUGCUCUGUUCGAAAUGUUGGAAGAUCAGACAAAACCACUCUUAGCAGUGACCGCAACAAGGAUUCUUUUUGUUACGCUGAAAAGUGCCCUUGGUAAAAAAGACUGCGAAAGACUGCUUAAAAAAUUUCUUUCCAAAGUCAUUCCUAACUGUGCUUCCAACAAGCCAUUGGUGAGGCACUUUUCGAACUCUCUGAUGCUAACUUUAUGGCCUUUGGUGAGAGAAUUUGUGGUCGAGAGCACACUGCUGAGUGUCAUAGAAAAUCUAUGUUCCAAUGCUGAAAGGCUACAAGUGCAUGGCCAAUUUAGGCUGGGCGAUGCAGUUAUAUGGGAUCUUGAACAAGAUUUGAAUCUCACUAGCAUCUUCGGAGGCGUACUGAUGAAGUUAAGCGAUCACAGUGUUCCAUAUAUCAAUGCGCUUACGUUCAACAAGUACCUGACUUCGAGAGACAGAUUUCCAGUAGGCAGAGAUGAGUCUGACUUGUGGCUAGACAAAAGACCAGGUUUAAAGCAGCCCACGGAAGCACUCCCACAGAAGGGCUCACCACUUCAAACGAAAAGUGGUGCUUGGGAGGCGGUAAUGAAUCUAGCUGAGAAAAAAUCCGGAGGCACCGUGAAGCGCACGCCGCUGAUUGUAGUUGCCUCUUUGGUGGACAAAGCACCCAACCUUGGGGGUAUCUGUAGAUUAUGCGAUGUCUUGGGUGCCGGGCUUCUUACUGUCCACGACAUAAGAGUUAAGGAAAACUCUCAAUUCAAAAGCGUAGCGGUCACCGCUGAUCGCUGGAUGCCAAUGGAGGCUGUAGCUGUCGAUGAGAUAGUCCAGUUCAUGAGGGCAAAGAAAAAAGAAGGAUACACUUUAAUAGGGUUGGAGCAAACAGAUAAGUCUUUAAAGCUAGACAACCAUUAUUCAUUUCCCGCCAAGAGUUUGAUUUUAUUAGGAACAGAGGCUGAAGGUAUUCCUGGUCACUUGCUCAGUGAACUAGAUUUGUGUUUGGAGAUCAAACAGUCAGGAGUGAUCCGGUCAAUGAAUAUCCAAACAGCAACUGCAGUAAUUGUGCACUCAUACUCGGCACAGCAUACGUAA
This is a messenger RNA of Lachancea lanzarotensis, 4182 nucleotides long. RefSeq names its product LALA0S03e03730g1_1 (gene TRM3). Lineage: Eukaryota; Fungi; Ascomycota; Saccharomycetes; Saccharomycetales; Saccharomycetaceae. The transcript has a single exon. The record is from RefSeq and is a predicted model, not a curated record. Gene Ontology annotation, molecular function: tRNA (guanine) methyltransferase activity; RNA binding. Bases 1 to 4182 code for a protein of 1393 amino acids. Gene Ontology annotation, biological process: tRNA methylation.